Messenger RNA from Sphaerodactylus townsendi, 949 nucleotides. It is a transcript of the gene RBM8A, whose product is annotated as RNA binding motif protein 8A. Gene Ontology annotation, molecular function: mRNA binding. NCBI's taxonomy places the organism in Eukaryota, Metazoa, Chordata, Lepidosauria, Squamata, Sphaerodactylidae. The transcript has 6 exons. The coding region runs from base 99 to 623 and encodes 174 amino acids. Gene Ontology annotation, cellular component: exon-exon junction complex; nucleus; cytoplasm. The record is from RefSeq and is a predicted model, not a curated record. Gene Ontology annotation, biological process: RNA splicing.
GGGUGGCCAACACAUCCCGUCGUGCCUUGCGACUUUCUCUGGUCUUACUGCGUGGGCCUUUCGUUCUUCCUCGUCUGAUAGAAGUUUACCGGACCGAAAUGGCGGACGUACUGGACCUUCAUGAGGCGGGCGGGGAGGACUUCGCUAUGGACGAGGACGGGGACGAAAGCAUUCACAAAUUGAAGGAAAAAGCCAAGAAAAGGAAAGGCAGAGGCUUUGGUUCUGAGGAGGGCUCCAGAGCUCGAGUUCGCGAGGACUACGACAGUGUCGAGCAAGACGGGGAUGAGCCAGGCCCACAGAGAUCUGUGGAAGGCUGGAUUCUCUUUGUCACUGGUGUUCACGAGGAGGCCACAGAGGAGGAUAUUCAUGACAAGUUUGCAGAAUUUGGUGAAAUCAAAAACCUGCACUUGAACCUUGACCGGCGGACGGGUUACCUGAAGGGUUAUACACUAGUGGAAUACGAAACGUACAAAGAAGCCCAAGCUGCGAUGGAGGGCCUCAACGGACAGGACCUCAUGGGGCAGCCCAUCAGCGUGGAUUGGUGUUUUGUCAGAGGACCUCCGAAAGGAAAGCGAAGGGGUGGCCGUAGGAGGAGCCGGAGUCCUGACCGGAGAAGGCGCUGAGGAGAAACCACCACCACUGCCCUUCUUUCCCGCCAGUUCACAGUAUACGUUCUUGGUGAACAUGAGAGAGGCACAGAUGUCUUCUAGUAGACCUGAGUUCCAGCAUUUGUCUCUUGCCUCUGUUCCUCCCCAGGGUUUUUUUUUGUUGUUGUUAUGCUUAAUUUUCCCUAUAGAUUUUUAAAAAUUUUGUAUCUAAAAGUACACAAGGCUUCCUUUAUUCCUUGGAAGCAACCUUGUCCCCUUUGCUGUGAUGAGAAUUGCUUGACUUUUUGGUUUGUGAAAAGAAGCCGUUCAGAAUAAAAAGACUGAUUUUUUUGUAAAAAAAA